This is a messenger RNA of Pseudoliparis swirei, 998 nucleotides long. RefSeq names its product BUD31 homolog (gene bud31). The transcript has 4 exons. Gene Ontology annotation, biological process: mRNA splicing, via spliceosome. The record is from RefSeq and is a predicted model, not a curated record. Gene Ontology annotation, cellular component: nucleus; spliceosomal complex. NCBI's taxonomy places the organism in Eukaryota, Metazoa, Chordata, Actinopteri, Perciformes, Liparidae. Bases 97 to 531 code for a protein of 144 amino acids.
AGCGACGUCCAACUGUAGCGCCGUUAAACGAGUUCGCAAAAAACAAAACGAAAACACGGAGAGCUUUUGUUCUCUAUUCGUAUUAAACAGAGCAAAAUGCCAAAAGUAAAGAGAAGUCGGAAGCCACCCCCAGACGGCUGGGAGCUCAUCGAGCCCACUUUGGACGAGCUGGAUCAGAAAAUGAGAGAAGCUGAAACGGAGCCUCAUGAGGGAAAGCGAAAGGUCGAGGCUCUUUGGCCUAUUUUCAGAUUGCAUCAUCAGCGGAGCCGAUACAUCUUCGACCUCUUCGUCAAGAGAAAGGCCAUCAGCAGAGAGCUGUAUGAUUACUGUAUAAAGGAAGGCUACGCAGACAAGAACCUGAUUGCCAAGUGGAAGAAGCAGGGCUACGAGAACCUGUGCUGUCUGCGUUGCAUCCAAACCCGAGACACCAAUUUUGGAACCAACUGCAUCUGCAGAGUCCCCAAGAGCAAGCUGGAAGUCGGAAGGAUCAUUGAAUGCACCCACUGUGGCUGCAGAGGCUGUUCUGGCUAAGUGCUAACACCCCGUCUCCUAUCGGCUGGGCGUCGGGGCUCAGCCAGCCACCAUCUGUGCACUCAAAACCCCCAAAGCAACAUACCGUAGUCUUUAUUUCAGUCGGAAACAAAUCACAGAUAUCUUCAUCCUCCGUUGCACUUAAAGGGGGAUUUUGAACACAGGGGAGCAAAGGAGAAUACACAGAGGGGCGAUAUUGUAUUACUUGCAUUUUUUUCCUACUUAACUAAUCCCUAAACUCCAAAAGCUCAAAGUAGAAAGUUGAGGUCAGAUGUUUCUGAAGGCCUGUCAUUCCAGCUUGUAAUGCCCACUGUGAGCUCAUUUAAAAUUCUGUUUUUCAUUUAACUUGAAGAGGACUGGGAGGGAGGAGUUUAGUUUUGAAAUGUCAUCGUUUUAAUCCUCAACGUGUUGUCUUCAUCAUUGUUCUUGUAGUGUAAUUUUAAAUAAAACAAAUCUGAUUUACCUGA